Molecule: messenger RNA, 840 nt
Organism: Brenthis ino (lesser marbled fritillary)
Lineage: Eukaryota; Metazoa; Arthropoda; Insecta; Lepidoptera; Nymphalidae
Source: the annotation of a GenBank genome assembly
AUGUUAAGUUUAAAAAAUAUUAUACCUCCACUGUGUAGUUUAAGUGUUCCUCGUUUACUUUUGUCUACUGCUGCUCUACCCAAGGAAGACAAAAUUAAAAUAGGAAAAUAUGUUAUAAGUUAUAUUAAAGUUGGCAAUGGAGACCAUAAAAUAUUUUGCGCUCCUGGUGCUUUAGGCACGAAAUGGACUGAUUUCAAACCGCAAUUAGAAGGAUUUAAGCAUGAUAAAUUUACCUUGAUUGCUUGGGAUCCCCCAGGCUAUGGACAGAGCUAUCCACCAGAGCGGCAGUUUACUGAUGGUUUCCUUGAAAAUGAUGCAGAUGUUGCUCAUGAAUUUAUGAAGGUACUAGAAAUACCAAAAUAUUCAAUCAUGGGAUUCAGUGAUGGUGGUAUAACAAGUCUUAUUUUAGCAGCCAAGUACCCACAAACUGUAAAUAAACUGGUGGUAUGGGGAGCAAACUCAUUUAUAUUGCCCAGUGAGCAAGAAGCUUAUAACAAAAUAAAAGAUGUAAAUAAGUGGUCAAAACGAACAAGUGAGGCAAUGAUAGAAGUUUAUGGUAAAGCUAGAUUUGCUAACUAUUGGGCAAAUUGGGUAGAGGCUAUGGACGAGAUUUGUAAGACUAAAAAUGGCAACGUAUGUGCUGAUUUGUUGAAGAAUAUUAAAUGCCCCACAUAUAUUUUAUAUGGAGAGAAGGAUCCACUUGUUGACAAAGUGCAUGUGUCACAUUUACAUACACAAAUAGAUGGAUCAAGAAUACAUCUGUAUCCAGAAGGCAAGCAUCAAAUUCAUCUUAGAUACGCAGAUGACUUUAACAAAAGAGUGCAGGAAUUUUUAUUGCAA